Beta vulgaris subsp. vulgaris (sugar beet) is the source of this 904-nucleotide messenger RNA. RefSeq lists its product as hypothetical. The transcript has 3 exons. The record is from RefSeq and is a predicted model, not a curated record. The coding region runs from base 123 to 521 and encodes 132 amino acids. NCBI's taxonomy places the organism in Eukaryota, Viridiplantae, Streptophyta, Magnoliopsida, Caryophyllales, Amaranthaceae.
UCUUUCUCUCUUGAAUCCCGAUCUUUACCACCGUCUAAUAAGCAUCACUCUACGUUUCGUACUUUCGUUUCGUUGAUUACUAAUCUAACGUUUCUUUUUUUUGUAAAAAAAAAACGCCGAUCAUGGGCCUGUUGGAGAAGUUGUGGGAUGAUACUGUUGCUGGGCCUCAGCCCGAUUACGGCCUUGGACGUCUCCGGAAAUUCAAUACUUUCAACGUUCGCCCUUCACCUUCUAAGGAAAUGGAGGGAGGAAAUAAUGGAAGAUCAUACGGUGGAGAUGGAAUAUCAGGAGCGGAUAAUCAGGAGGAAAUGAGAGUGACGAGAAAAAUAAUGAUAGUGAAGCCACCGGGUUAUAAUCAGGGAGCUGGAUCUGCACCGGCAUCACCUGCGGGUACUACGCCACCGGCGUCGCCGUUUUCCGGAAGCAGAUCAGGAGCAUUCAGCUUUCGAAGGAGAUCUAUGUCAGAUGCGAAUGAGAAGGCAGCGAAUGAGGGCAGAGCCGGAAGCUCUUCUCCUCCUUAGGAUGUCUGAUAUCUAAGGCGGUAAUAACGAGCUAAGGCUCGACUAAUCUCCCAUACUCAGAGAGCUUAAGUGAUGGCGUUUCACACUUCACUAAUGUCAGCCUUUGGCCUUUGCCCUUGUUCAUGUAUCAUACUAUGUAUUAAGUGUAUGGGCUCUUCUGCUCUUGAGUUUCUUGUGGGUUUUCAUGUGAUAUGUAAGGUUUGCUACCUUGUAACAUACGGCAUAGGCCCGUAGCGUUUUGGUAGUUUGUGAUAGAGUGUUGAUGCUGGUGUCAAUGUUACCAUAAUGUUUCUUUGCUUUACAGUGUUCCACUGUUUUUGAAGUUUUGUACUUCUUGUGACUUGUGAGUUAUGAAUGAAAAACGAACAUAGUUUGUUCUUGUA